Cylas formicarius (sweet potato weevil) is the source of this 6398-nucleotide messenger RNA. It is a transcript of the gene eIF4G1, whose product is annotated as eukaryotic translation initiation factor 4 gamma 1. Gene Ontology annotation, molecular function: mRNA binding; translation initiation factor activity; protein binding. Gene Ontology annotation, cellular component: eukaryotic translation initiation factor 4F complex. The record is from RefSeq and is a predicted model, not a curated record. Lineage: Eukaryota; Metazoa; Arthropoda; Insecta; Coleoptera; Brentidae. The transcript has 25 exons. Bases 529 to 5445 code for a protein of 1638 amino acids.
AAGUGAUUGCACGAGUGUCCAAUAUACAAUGGCGUUUGUUGUAGGCGAUUUGUGCGAGUGUUAAAUUUUCAUUUAAGUUGAUUUUAUUUAAAUCUUUUGCUCGAAGAAAGCAACCAGAUAUCAAAGUCGCUCGCGCUUUCAAAGUUGUGGGUUAAGAAGUUGAAAUGACUGGCGAUGCUCCUAACAAAUCCGUGUGUAAAACGCCCUUAUCGAUUUUCUUGCAAAGUGCAUUGUGAUUUUCUAUAAGAUUUCCAAGUUUUUAAGUCAAAUGAUCCGUGAUUCCGGGGUAAUUUUUAUUGUAACUAAGUGCAAUUGUGUGUUGCCGAUGGAUGAUUCAAAACAUAAUUUUUAAAUUAACUCCGAAAAUCUUACUUUCUUCCAUUGGUAGUCAGUAGUGUUAAGUCAUGCCUUUAUUAAUGACUUUGUUCAAUUACGAUUUUUAUUUGUUUCGCUUGAAUGUGGUUUUGGUUCGGAAGACUUUAGCCAUGAGUUUUUGAGAUUUCGGAUCGCGGUGAGCAAAAGUUGAAUAUGGUGUCAAGAUUUGUGACUAGUGCUCCAGUUAAGCAAGAUGGUUUAUGUUUAUUGCCACCCCCUCCACACUAUAGGAUGAUGGCACCGCAACGUUCUGAUGCAUUCUCGGUAACAAACCCAGCUGGAUCCUAUGUUCCACAAGCACAGGGGCCGGGACAAGGUCAAGCUUUGAGGGGACUACCUCCUACUGUUCCUCCAAGUCAAUCGUCAACCCCUCCUAAUACCGACAUCAAGGUGCCAAAUAUACCGAAUCAGAUGGGUCCUAUGUUUGUGCAACCUUCAGUGAGGCAGACUCCGAAUCAGUACUAUUCUCCUAGAGGUACUGCCGGACCUCCAAACCAACCACCUAGAAUGCCGAACCAGCAACAUAGGCCUCAAACUCAGACGCCUGUAUACCAGCCUCAGUAUAUCAUACCCUCUCAAAUGUUUUUGCCUAAUGUGGCGUAUUACAAUACUCAAGCUCAGCGCCCGGCGAAUAUGAUUAAUGCUCCAUAUGUAUUUGGUAGUCAGCAAUUGACUUACCAGUAUACCACACCACAACCUCCUUCAGUAUCAACUUAUCCAUUAUUUUAUACUCAACAACAAAUGAUUCCUCGAAAUCCGAUGCCACAAGCCACAUCGGCACCCCCAAAUCCUCCGCAGGGUCCCAUACAACAGCCUGCUGCAUUGCAGGCCCCUCCGCCACCAGCAAGCUUUUCAAGGAGUAAUCAGCGAAUUAAGAGGCCUCAUGCCUUGGCCAUUAUUGAUCCCACCACUGGUGAAGAUAAAAUGAAUGAAAUCUUUGACGAUAAUUCCCAUCCGCCCUCGGGCGAGUCUUCAGCUCGACAAACACCACAACCCAGUAGGCCCAAGAAGGAGGUGCAAGCCGAGUUUGCAAAACAAGUGGCACAAGCAAUAUCCGCAGAUCAACAUCAAAUGGCGCCUGAUGAGCCAAUUCUUCAGGACCCAUCGUACUUGGAGCAGUACCCACCUCCCCCACAACCAACUCAGGUGCUACAGAACCAGAAAUAUGACACAAAUUCUAGUAAUUUACAUAUAAAUGCUAAAGAAUUUGUUAGCAAUUCGAAUAAAACUGCCAAAGAAAUAACACCCAUAGUAUCAGCUAAUAGUCUUUCAGCGGAAGUUGUACUACAUAAAAAGGACAAAGAGAGUCCUGUAAAAAGCAGAAAACGGGAUUAUAAGACAGACAUUCCAAAAGAGCCACAACAUAAAGAAUCUAAUACUUGUGAGCCAAUAAAUAACCUAGUCAAAGAAGAAAAUGUAGGUGACAUUCAUAAUGCUUCGUGUGCAUCUCUAAAUAGCGUAACCGCAGUUACCCAACCAUUUAAGGAUGAUCCUGCGGAAUGUGACAAGAAGUAUUCGAAAAAGGGGCAGCCUGAAAAAGUUAAUGAGGGAGACACUACUUCGGUGCAAUCUCCUCAGGAAGUUGUAAAUAAUGGUAAAUACAAGAAGAAUGAACAAAGGCAUUCAAAGCAAAAUUCAAGCCAACCUUCUGCCAACCAUCAGCAGCAGCAGCAAGCAAAACAACCGCCAUCGGUUCAAGUGCCGCCGCCUCAGCCACCUAAAGCCAAUAACAAAUCGAACAAGAAGUCAGAACUGAAUUUGAAGGGGGCUAACAAGGAGGGUACGGAUAUGGACGCAUUCAACGACAAUGGUUCCAAAAACGAGGUGAACGCAAAUGUAGUGAUUUCUAGUCAAAGUGACAUCGUUAACGCCAACACGAUAACGUCCCAAACGCAGAUACCUCCGGAGCCAUCGCCCGUGGCCGAAAAUGAAGAUACUAAAGUUAGCUCUUCAAGUGAUCGUAAAGGCGCGGAAGAGAACGAUAAUGUGAUAAAACCUGAGCCAGUGGUCGUGAACAAUAUGCCGCCCCCUCCAGAAGUGGGGGCGGUGGUACCAGCACCGGCGUUACCAAAACAAGCGAAACCGCAAUUUGAUGUGACAAGCAUCAUAAAAGAAACUCCGAAAACGAUAAUGCAAAUAAACAAUACUCAGGAUGAGACUGACCGGGGCUACUUUUCCAAUGAUAAGAUUGUUCUUGCGAAAAACGACGCCAACAUCAACAAAAACAACUACAAUGAUGUCAAACCGCAACUACCUUAUCGUGAAGGGCAGUGGAGUCCUGCAUGUCGUGACGGCAAAAAGGUGUAUGAAAGAGAUUUUCUUUUAGCCCUGCAGAAUUUCCCAGCCAGUAAAAUAAAACCUGGUAAUAUACCAGAUGUCGUACUCGCGGAUGAGAGAAGUAGACCUAUCGAUGGGAGAAUGUCUAUGGGGGGCAGAACAGAUUUUACGACACCACCCUUUCAAAAUUAUGGAUCGAAAUCUGGGUCUCAGAGAGGGGUAUUACCAAAACAGAGAAAUAGUCAAUCUAAGAUGGGUAGUCGUAGUGGUAAUGAUAAAUCGGCAAAACCCACACCAAAAGUUUCAAUAUCGCUUAAAGGCGAUGUGAAAUUGCAUGAAACUGAAAAUGCUUGGAAACCAACCCGGUUUGCUAAGAGUGAAGAAAUUUCGGAAGAUGAGAAGAAAACCGAGAAGCUAUAUAAAAAGGUACGUUCAGUUUUGAACAAACUAACGCCACAGAAAUUCGAUACCCUAGUAGCUCAAGUUAGAGCGUUAGAGAUCGACACAAAGGAAAAACUGAACCGCGUUAUCGAUCUUGUUUUUGAUAAAGCUAUUGACGAGCCUAAUUUUUCGGUCGCCUAUGCGAGAAUGUGCAAUGAACUCCAGAUUAUGUCGGUUUCGGGCAGUGAAGAUAAGAAAGGGACUUUCAAGACUUUGCUUAUUACCAGAUGCCAAAAAGAAUUUGAAAAACAAUCAAUAGAUGAAACAGAGAGGGCUAACCGAGUUAAAAUUAUUGAUGAAUGUACAGACCCAGAGAAGAAAAAGGAAUUGACCUUUGACUUGGAAGAAUAUGACAGGAGGUUAAGAAUGAAAUCUGUUGGCACUAUUAGAUUCAUAGGCGAAUUGUUUAAACAACAAAUGUUAACUACAAACAUCAUGAAACGUUGCCUCCAAACUCUGCUAGACAACAAUGAUGAAGAGAGUUUGGAAUGUCUCUGCAAACUUCUUACCACCAUUGGUAAAGAGCUUGAAAGCAAGAAAGUGGAUAUGAAAAGUAUAUUCGAUGAAAUGAAGAAAAUAGUCGAUAACCGACAGCAGAAAGUCAGCAGCAGGAUCCGAUUCAUGUUGCAGGAUGUGAUUGAGCUUAGGGAUUCCAAUUGGGUAUCCCGAAGGGGCGACAGUAAUCCGAAGACAAUCGACCAAAUACAAAAAGAAGCUGAAAAUGAGCAAUUUAAUAUUCAAGUGAUGAAUGCAAAUAUACCCAGGAAGGAUGAUAGAAGUUCAAGCGGUGGUGGACCCAGACAAACGGCGUCCCGGAAAAACCCUUCAGAAGAUGGGUGGAAUUCUGUUUCAUCCCGAAACAAUCGCCAGUCUUACACAAUUCAGAUGGAGAAACUCAAGAACAAAAUACCUCAAUCUGAUGAACCCCUUGGCUCAAGUCAGUCGUUUGCAACCUGGAGCAAAGGUGCUAUGGGUUCUAAAAAUCAAUCUCAAGCGACAUUGCCAACCAACUUGAAUCUGUAUACUGCGUUAGAGAAUAUUGAUCCUGAGAGGCGGCCCAUUAAUCAAAGGAGCAAUAAAGAUCCUUAUACUUCGAAAGGUCCAAGUUUGGAAAGGAACUCUUACAAGACGUCAUAUGAUGGCCGAGGCUCCAGAUCGGGUUCCCAACAUCGAACUGAAAAUACGGCUGCAUUGAGGCCCAGCCAUACACCUCCUACUCUGGCGCCUUCAAAACCUUCCACACCCGCUCCAAUUCCGGCUGCAGAUUGGGACCAGAUACUGCGAAGGAUACAUGAUUCGCUUAACGAGUAUCUGAACAGUUAUUGUACAGCUGAUGAAUACUUCCAAGAGAUAGCUACCAUUCCCUCAUCAAAAUAUAGUAAUGUAGUUUUUGAAAGUUACAAUCAUAUCACUGAAAAAUCACAAAAAGAUAGGUUAAAGACCGGCGAAUUAUUUGCUACAUUAAUAACUUCUGGUAAAUUAUCACUGGAUGAUUUUUGUUCUGGUCUGGAAGAAUUUUUGGCAUUAGGUGAAGAUUUAGAAAUUGAUAUUCCAAAAAUUUGGACAUACAAUGCUGAAAAUAUAGUUCAUUUGGUCUACCAGCAAGUUCUUCCAUUCACAAGAAUGCAUACCGUAUUAAAAGUCGUCAUAGAUAAUAACAAAGCCGCAAACAUUUUGAAGCCGCUUUUUGAUUUAGUGAUAUGCGAAAAAGGUCCAAACUUCUUACAGCAUAUAUGGCAGAAGUCAAACCUGCAGUUGUCUGAUUUUAUUCCAAGUUCAGAAGUGCCCUUGUUUGUUAAAAACAAUAAUUUGGAAUUCCUAGUGGGAGGCGAUUCACCCGUGGGACAUUGCGAAUUAACCUAUGAACAAAUUCGUAGCAAAUUGUCGGAGUUCCUUCAGAAUGGAACGUGCUUCGACGAUAUCGUGAAUUGGAUAUCUGCGAACGUAGGUGAACGAGUCAAAGAGAACAAGUUCAUACGGGUGUUGGCCACCGCCAUUUUUGAGAAUUCAAUACAAAAAAAUAAGCUGGUCGCGGAUGUACUCCAGAGGCAUACCAAACUUAUUCAUAAAUAUGUAGAUAAUAAUUCAAAUUUGGAGCUCCAAUGUCUUUAUGCUCUUCAGGAAUUGGUUAGAAAACUGGAGUAUCCUCAAGGAUUGCUUCUAUCAAUAUGUGAUAAACUCUAUGAAGAGAGCACUUUCUGCCAAGAAAGUUUUAUACUGUGGGAAGGUAGUGAUGAUCCUGCUGAACAGGGAGGCAAAGGUGUAUGCUUAAAACAAUUGACUUCCUUCUUCACUUCACUCAAAGAAAAUGAAGAAGAAGGGGAGUAUUCUUCGAAUUCUGAGGAUCCAUAGCAGUUGCUAAUGAAAGCUGUGGUGUAGACAAGGACAAAAACAAUUUUGAAACAUAUAAAGUGAUAGUGACUAUAGGUAAAAUUUAUACAAUUGUUUAUAUUAUAUAUAUUAUACAUAAAUAAAAAAAAAACUAAAAAUAUUGUGAAAACAGUAACAAGAAGUGAAUAGUGCAGUGAAACUGGCAAAGUGAGUACACAAACAGUAAAAAAUUGGAGAAGUGUUGUUGAUUAAUUGAAACUGGAUCAAUGAAUGGGCUCAGUGGUGUUUUGAUCAGUUUUAUAUUACUUCCUUUAUUAUUUAUAUAAUAUAUAUUUUAUAUUAAUUAUCUUCGUUUUUUUAUUGUUUAUAGCGACUUUUUAAUUAUAAAUAAAAUUGUGCCGGCUGCUGAGUCCCGAAUAGAAUUGUGAAAACGCGUCUUGUUAUAUUUUGUUAUUUGAUUUCAUACAAUAAGUUAUACCUUUAGACGUCAUAACAUUGUUCUGUAUAAUAAAAUAUACAGCUUUGCAGUUCAGUUUUAGAUUUUAUUUGAAUUUGUAUUAAAAAAUCUGAAACUGCAAUUAUUAAACUGUGGCUAGUCAGAAGUUACUUUCUUUAAAAUAUUGUAUAUAUUUUCCAAAGCAUAUACAGUAUUUUUCUGACUGAUGUAAAUAUAGAAUAAAUUUUUUAAAGGUAAAUUAAUUGGUUCUAGAUUACACUACGAAUUGAAUCUUAUGUUGUAUAUUAUGAAUAUAUUUAUAUCGAGAUCUUCUUGUUUUAUGGAAGUACUUUUCAUUGCCUAUGAAGAUCAGCUAACUUUGGGCCGGUUGAUUUUCCUAUAUACAUAUGAUUAUGAAAGUUGAUUUAAAGAGGUUGAUUAUUUUCUUUUACCAAAUACAUGUAUCGAACGAAAGUCUACCAAUUGUUAAAACAUUUAUACGAAAUCAUUCUGAGACAACUGACAAAAAAAGAAAAAU